AACGUCUGGUCUCCUCCACCUCCUCACUCACCACUUUCGACAUCAUCUCCAUCGACCAUGGCGCUUCCUAGAUCACUCUCGUUUCAACGUCUCGGGUCAGGUCCUCAAGUGCUUGAAGUGUACCUCUGUCCGACGUGUCCGUUUUCAGGGAAGAUAGCCAGAGCAUUAUCGGCAAAUGUCCUCCCGUUGAUCACGAAAGGUGGAAAAUACGAGGGCAGAGUCAGUCUUAUUCCCAGACUGUACCCUCAGCCAUUCCACUAUACCGCUCAAUUCCAAUGUGAAGCUCUCGUUUGGAUCGGUACAAAGUACCCUGAGCUCUACUGGGACUAUUUCCUCCAGAUCUACGAACACAUUGAAGAGUUCGGAAAUGUCCCUGCUCAAAAUAUGACGCCUCUCCAGACUCGUGAAAAGCUUUUCUCGAUCGCUCAGACGUUGCUGGAGAAGAACGGCAAGCUCAAAGGUCCCGCUUCGCAAGUUCAUGCGUCCUUUAUGGAUUCUGCGGAUGCCGUCAAGCGAAAGGCUGGAGAUGAGUACGCGAAGGCUGUCGAGGCAAUGCUCAAGUCUGGAGUCAAAUUGGGUCGUCAGAACGGGAUCCACGUUACACCCACCGUCUUGUUCGACGGGAUCCGAGAUGACUUUGUCUCUUCCAGCUGGGGCAAAGAAGAAUGGGAGGACUACCUCGCGAAGAAGAUGCAGGGCAUCUGAAUCUUCACUAGAGCAAUUGAUUAUGCAUGAACACGUGUUU
Kockovaella imperatae is the source of this 745-nucleotide messenger RNA. RefSeq lists its product as hypothetical. The record is from RefSeq and is a predicted model, not a curated record. The transcript is spliced from 6 exons. Bases 58 to 705 code for a protein of 215 amino acids. NCBI's taxonomy places the organism in Eukaryota, Fungi, Basidiomycota, Tremellomycetes, Tremellales, Cuniculitremaceae.